AUGAGUGGCGCAAGUGGAGGUAAGCUUGUGCUCGAAAGAGACACAUGGCUCGUGGAGAAUUUUGUGAAUCCUGGCUGUGUUCAAACGAUAAAAGACGCCCAGAUGAAGCACAAGAUUCAGGUGCGAGACUGCGAUGGCCUGGCUUUGCAAGUUGAGCCGAAGGUUAACUCAGUGAUUUUGGAUUCCUGCAAGAAUAUGCGAGUAUGCGUGAGCAAUCUGAUCGCUACUAUUGAAAUUGUGAACUGCCAGAAAGUCAAACUGCAGGUGACUGGCACAGUACCUUCAAUAUCGAUCGACAAGAGUCAAAAGGUCGAUAUUUACGUUUCAGAGAAAAGCAAAAACGUGGAAAUCACCACCAGCAAGUCAUCUGAAAUGAAUCUUAACUACCCACAACCGGGUGACGAGGGAGACUGGGUAGAGGUUGUUGUUCCCGAACAAUUUCACCAUAAACUGGACACUAAUGGCAAGCUCCAUACCAGAGUGUCCGACUUGUACUCCUGUUAG
This is a messenger RNA of Cyclospora cayetanensis, 504 nucleotides long. Its product is annotated as adenylyl cyclase-associated protein. Gene Ontology annotation, cellular component: cytoplasm. The record is from RefSeq and is a predicted model, not a curated record. Bases 1 to 504 code for a protein of 167 amino acids. Gene Ontology annotation, molecular function: adenylate cyclase binding; actin binding. The transcript is spliced from 3 exons. Lineage: Eukaryota; Apicomplexa; Conoidasida; Eucoccidiorida; Eimeriidae. Gene Ontology annotation, biological process: regulation of adenylate cyclase activity; cytoskeleton organization.